UGGAGUCUGCGUGCAGUCCUCGGUCCGGCGGAGUUGUCCAACUUUUUCUCACAUUUCUCCGUCCAGGAAUACAAAAGUGAUGCUCCACCGUGACCGUCCGCAUUCAGAGACAGAGGAGGACCACCGGUGACAACUUUUCUUUUCUUCUGCAGGAGUAUAUUUCGCUUUUUUUCACCUCCGAAGAAGAAGACGCAUAGUUUUGCGUCCUCCAGAAAUGUCGGACCUCUUUUAAAACGUAACAUUUCUGUCUCCAUGUGGGAAAGGGGACAUUUCAGAGACAUUUUGCCACUUUUUGUUUGUUUUAGGAUUGUGAGCUGUCGUGUUUGAGCACAGGAAUGUCUCGUUUUUAGCUCCAUGUAAAUCUUUUUGUCGCCCAGCGGACUCUGCUGCUGCUACUGGAUAUAAACGAGGACGUUUUUUUUGCGCAUUAAUUUGGUGUAAAUGGAUCGCCAGUCCAGUUUCAUUUCCAUUUGGCUACAACUGGAACUUUGUGCCAUGGCUGUUCUUCUUACUAAAGGAGAAAUAAGGUGUUACUGUGAUGCACCUCACUGUGUAGCCACCGGAUACAUGUGCAAAUCAGAACUGAACGCCUGCUUCACAAAGGUCCUGGACCCUCUCAAUGCAAACUCUCCCCUAACACACGGGUGUUUAGACCCCAUCGCCAACGCAGCGGACGUCUGCAGCAGCAGCUCCAGGGUCUCGGAUGCCCUCAGCGGAUCCUCUGCUGCGACGCUGGAGUGCUGCCACGACGACAUGUGCAACUACAGAGGCCUGCACGACCUGGCGCACACCAGGGACUCGACAGAUCACAGUCGGUAUCAGCCAGACAGCAACAACAGGAACCUCGUGACCCGGGUUCAGGAGCUGGCAUCAGCGAAAGAGGUGUGGUUCCGGGCGGCCGUGAUUGCCGUGCCCAUUGCUGGCGGCCUUAUCUUGGUUCUGCUCAUCAUGUUGGCGUUGCGAAUGCUGCGUAGCGAGAACAAACGCCUGCAGGACCAGCGGCAGCAGAUGCUGUCCCGGCUCCACUACAGCUUCCACGGCCACCACACCAAGAAGGGCCAUGUGGCAAAGCUGGACCUGGAGUGCAUGGUUCCAGUGACAGGACACGAGAACUGCUGCCUGACCUGCGAUAAGAUGAGGCAGGCUGACUUGGGCAACGAUAAGAUCCUGAGUCUGGUGCACUGGGGGAUGUACAGCGGACAUGGAAAGCUGGAGUUUGUAUGAUUCCUGCUGGGACUUUGUGACACAAACAGCCAGGACUGCGUCGAAUCGUUGGCUUUUGCUUUUUUACAUAAAAAGACAUUCCCUUUUUUGUCCGUUGGACUUCUGGGUUUGUGUUUUUUUUAAACCAGUGGCGAAAGAAUACGAGACUGAUCUCAUGCCGUGUGGUUUUUGCUAGAGGAGCACUUUACUUGAAAAUGAAAGAGCAAAGCAACGAGGAGCUGUAUUUAAACUUGAGCGGGCAGGACUGAGGUGAGCUCCGUCACUGCUCUGCAGGAUCCUGGACUUUUUUUUUUAACACUGAGCGCUGAAGGAUUCCAAAUCUGUCUUAUUUGCACAUUUGUAAAAAACAAAAGUUGUUGCUUAAAACAUGAAUUUUACACUGACACCAGGGUACAAAAGCGGACUUGUUUCUCUCGAGGAGUUUAAAAAAGAAAUCAGUGUUUUGACUGUAGGUGUGCACACUCCUCUGUGUAUGUUUCAUGAUUCAAGCUUAUUGUAAAGAUUUAAAUAUAUAUAUUUUUGUCUGAUAAAGUGACCCCUGUGUGUCUUGUUCUGGGUGAAUGUCCAACAUCUCUCUGUGAUCAGACUAUAAGCUUGAUUGUGAGCGUGAAAGAAACUUCCAUUAAAAUGACUUUUUAUUUA
Molecule: messenger RNA, 1866 nt
Organism: Cheilinus undulatus (humphead wrasse)
Lineage: Eukaryota; Metazoa; Chordata; Actinopteri; Labriformes; Labridae
Gene: bambia
Product: BMP and activin membrane-bound inhibitor (Xenopus laevis) homolog a
Exons: 3
Coding region: 442-1224 (260 amino acids)
Biological process (GO): transforming growth factor beta receptor signaling pathway; positive regulation of canonical Wnt signaling pathway; negative regulation of transforming growth factor beta receptor signaling pathway
Molecular function (GO): frizzled binding
Source: RefSeq, a predicted model, not a curated record